AUGAAAAAGAGAAUCGAUAAAACAGAAAGAGAAGUUAUAGAAACCAAGAAACAUAAAUACCUAAGGGACCUGGAGGAUUAUAAAACAGGGAAUGUAAGAAGUAACAAUCGAAAAUUGGCCAAUUGGAAAAAACCUAACCAACAUAAUAGAGGGAGGACACUUAGUUAUCAAAGAAAACAGAGAAGAGGACGAUCUCCUAGUCAAUGGAGACAUCAUCAGACCAAUGCCUAUAGAUAUAGAGGUGCAGAGGAUAGAGGUUCACAGAGGUACCAAUACCAAACAAGCAAUAAUCAUAAAUAUUAUCCACAUAGGGAAAUCGGUGGAAGGAGAAACCAUAUAUCGAACCAAAGACCCUAUACAACUAAAGAGGAUCAAAAGCAAGAAAGUAGAGUUGAAAAUUACCAUGUUGCGACUUCUACACAUAAGCCUAAUUUAAUCAGACAAGAAGGAAGAAAGGAGAAUAACAUUAGAAGUUAUAGUAGAGUAGUUGCAAGUCCAUUGAGAAAUGUGCAGAAUAGGAAUCUCCCACAGAAUAAAAAUGGGUUCCGCAUGGAUAGACGCAAACCGUCUAUAGAUAGAGAUCAUAGCACAUCAACUUAUAAUCGCUUUCAGAUAUUGGAACAUAGGAAUACCUCUCCCAUUUCUUCUCCUUUUCACAAAAGUCCAACCAAAUCCAGAUGCAAACAACUUCAAGAGUCACGGAAAUGGGACUCUCCGGGCAAAAGGAGAAGAUCAUGGGAAGAAGGAGAGUUAGAAGACGAAAGAAACUACAACAGAGAGAAACGAGGACGGAUAUAG
This is a messenger RNA of Pelobates cultripes (western spadefoot toad), 798 nucleotides long. The record is from the annotation of a GenBank genome assembly. NCBI's taxonomy places the organism in Eukaryota, Metazoa, Chordata, Amphibia, Anura, Pelobatidae.